Molecule: messenger RNA, 1045 nt
Organism: Sceloporus undulatus (fence lizard)
Lineage: Eukaryota; Metazoa; Chordata; Lepidosauria; Squamata; Phrynosomatidae
Gene: NDUFAF2
Product: NADH:ubiquinone oxidoreductase complex assembly factor 2
Exons: 4
Coding region: 96-596 (166 amino acids)
Biological process (GO): mitochondrial respiratory chain complex I assembly
Cellular component (GO): membrane
Source: RefSeq, a predicted model, not a curated record
GGCGGGGCUUGCCAGGCCAGCCGUCCUUUUGUGGGCGGGGCGAGGCGUGUUGGACCCUGUGAGCGUGAAGACUAGGGUCGCUCUGAGGCGAAGCCAUGAGCAGCAUUUGGCGGCUCCUCCGCUUAGUCAGGCUCCCAGCGAAGGAGUACGUGGGCAGCGACCCCGCCGGGAACAAAUAUUACCGGAUCCCGCAGCACGAAACCUGGGCAGGGCAAAUUGUUAAAGAGAGAAGAUACGUGGAAGCUGUAGGUGUUGAGGAAUACGAGUAUGAAGUAGGGGACAUUCCAGCAGAAUGGGAAGCUUGGAUUAGGAAAAAAAGAAACGACCCACCUACAAUUGAGGAAAUUUUUAAGAAGGAGAAGUAUAAAGAAGAAAUAAAAAGGAAGAUUGAAGACAUUUGUGAAAAGGACAGGAUCCAGAAAGCCAAAGAAUAUGAAGAAGGACUUGUGUCAGAACCACGCCAAACUCAGAUUAAAGGUCAUGCAUCCGCCCCUCACUAUGGAAAGAAUGAGCCCUCAGAAGAGCCAGUCAGUACAGCAAAUAUAUAUCAGCCUGGAUCUUGGAUGCCUCCCAAGAACAGUGCCCAUAAUAAAUAAGCAGUUAGAUAGAAAUAUUUGGAGAUAAAUAAUUAUGUUAAUAGGAAAUGAGCUAAAAAAAACUGUUUUGUUUACUAUUAUAUUGUAUUACGUGCCUAAUACAUAUAUACAUUUUUGCAUUACAUGUGGAAAUGUUUGAGUAAAUGGAGGAAAGACUCUGAUAAUUAAGAUGUAAUGAGUUGUUAAAUGUUCAUGUUCUGUAAUUCAUUGAUAAUUGCUGUAAAGUGUUGGUGUAAUCCUGGUGAUCAGGCCUGGAGAACCUCUCACUUCCAGGUGUUUUGAACUAGUUUCCAUAAUCUUUUACCAUUAAACAUAGUGUCUGCGGCUAGGGUUGCCAUAACCCUCCUGCUGGCGGGACAUUCCCGGUUUUUCACCACUAGGGGGCGUCCCUGCAUGGUUUCCUCCUUGACUCCCGGCCCCCGCAGUGUUGCCAAUCUGGUGACUUUCAC